Molecule: messenger RNA, 1888 nt
Organism: Verruconis gallopava
Lineage: Eukaryota; Fungi; Ascomycota; Dothideomycetes; Venturiales; Sympoventuriaceae
Product: carbamoyl-phosphate synthase arginine-specific small chain
Exons: 4
Coding region: 205-1626 (473 amino acids)
Biological process (GO): L-arginine biosynthetic process; 'de novo' pyrimidine nucleobase biosynthetic process; L-glutamine metabolic process
Cellular component (GO): cytoplasm; carbamoyl-phosphate synthase complex
Molecular function (GO): carbamoyl-phosphate synthase (glutamine-hydrolyzing) activity
Source: RefSeq, a predicted model, not a curated record
CUUCCUCGCCGCCCAAUCUCUCACCUCCACAGAAUCAUUCCUCUCCAAGACCGCCUUGCAAAAAGGGUUGUUACAGAACCCACCGCGCCCUUAUGCGUGCUGCUCCCAGCGUGUUCACCUCCCAGGACUACCUUUCAGAUCACAUUUGGAAGGCUUCAGUAAACUAAAGAUCGCCCUUUGAAUCACACGGGACGAUAUAUCAAGAUGCUUCAGAACGUACUCUUCAGGGCCAAUGGCUUGUCCAAGGCCAGCAGGGUUGGCAGCCAGAUCCGCUUCAUGGCCUCGGUCACGCAGAAUGCUACGAGGCAGCCACCUGCCGCGAGGCCACGGGCUACACCCGUCUCGCACGAGCGUGCUACAUUCACGAUCAAGGAUGGCCCGAUUCACCAUGGCAAGUCCUUCGGAGCCAAGGCCAACGUCUCCGGCGAGGCCGUCUUCACCACUUCGCUGGUCGGCUACCCUGAGUCCAUGACGGAUCCUUCAUACCGUGGCCAAAUUUUGGUCUUCACCCAGCCAUUGAUUGGCAACUACGGAGUGCCCUCGUCAGCGAGGGACGAGCACGGCCUGCUUAGGUACUUUGAGUCGCCCAACAUUCAGGCUGCAGGCAUUGUGGUGGCAGAUGUCGCUGAGAAACACAGCCACUGGACUGCUGUGGAGAGCUUGGGUGAAUGGUGUGCGAGGGAGGGUGUUCCUGCCAUUAGCGGAGUGGACACGAGGGCUAUCGUCACCUAUCUGCGAGAGCAAGGUUCUUCGCUUGCUCGCUUGACUAUCGGUGAGGAGUACGAUGCUGACGAAGACGAGGCCUACGUCGACCCCGAGGCCAUUAACCUGGUUAAGCGGGUUUCGACGAAGGCUCCCUUUCACGUGAGCUCCUCGCUUGGUGACUUGCACGUUGCCCUCAUCGACUGCGGUGUUAAGGAGAACAUCCUCCGCAGCCUGGUCAGUCGUGGUGCGUCAGUGACUUGCUUCCCCUACAACUACCCGAUCCACAAGGUCGCGCACCACUUUGACGGCGUCUUCAUCUCCAACGGCCCCGGUGACCCGACUCACUGCCAAGAGACAGUCUAUCACCUUCGCAAGCUGAUGGACUCUUCGCAAGUCCCCAUCAUGGGUAUUUGCAUGGGUCACCAACUGCUAGCCCUCGCCGCGGGGGCGAAGACCAUCAAGCUCAAGUAUGGCAACCGUGCCCAUAACAUCCCAGCGCUUGACCUCACCACUGGCAAGUGCCACAUCACCUCCCAGAAUCACGGCUACGCGGUUGACGCCGCAACUCUGCCACCUGACUGGAAGGAGUACUUUGUCAACCUGAACGACUCCAGCAACGAGGGUAUGAUCCACAAGUCCCGCCCUAUCUUCUCUGCACAGUUCCAUCCGGAAGCCAAGGGCGGCCCGCUCGAUUCCGCAUACCUGUUCGACGCGUACAUUGACAGCGUGAGCAAGUACAAGCGUGCACAAUCGAUAUUUGCGCCAAACAGGGACAACAAACCCUCGCCGCUGUUGGUCGAUCUGCUGAGUAAGGAAAGGGUUGGUGUGCACCCCGGCCUGCCAGACUAUCAAGGCCACGCACCUGGGAUGCUAGAUCCUGCACAGCAGAACGCACCUGCGGCUGCUGCGGCUGCUGCUUGAUGGAAACAUGAUUUGGCAAACACGGAAGACUGCAAUGAAGCCUUAGCUGCGUGUGAAGAUUUGCCGCUUUUUGAUUAUUUAGCAGUGUUCAUCUUUCGGAGUCGGUAGGAAAAGGACAAAGGUUUAAGCGCAGACCAUCAAUUUGAACUAUUAACAACGCAGUCACUGUGCUUCUGAAUCCUUUCGUAUACAUGAAUUGGAAUUGGCGUGACAAAUGAUCUUUCCCUGAAGCGGUGUGAUUCUACGCUGAAUUGAUAGCUCC